AUGUCCACUAGUGAUGGCAUAAUGUCAUCAUCAUCAUCUUCCACUCCUAACAACAAUCUUUCCCUCAUCACCACAAACAACAUCAACCCCAACAACAAUACCAUCCCUAGUACCAUUUCCAAUAAUAACAAUACCAUCAAUGCAUCUUCUUCUUCAUCUCCACUGCAAUUCUCUCCUUCCAAUGCUUCAUCUUCAUAUUUCCCGCGCACUCAUUCUCAAACUCUUCUUGAACAACAGCAAGAACAAUCAUUAAAAAGAAUACAAACGAGUGGUGUUGCUGCUACCGGGCAAGGAAAUAGUAGAAAUUCUUUAGAGGGUGGUGUGUUUGCCAAGACUACGAGCAAUAGCAGUAGUAAUAGUCUGAGUGAGCAGAGUACUAUUGGAAGUUUGAGUACGAGUGGUAGUUGUUAUGGAGGAAGACAAUCAUUGGAAGGAAUUCAAUAUCAACAAACAAUUAUGAAUAAUAAUAGUAAUAACAUGAAUAAUAGUGUAAAUAAUAAUAGCAAUAAUAAUAAUAUGAAUAUGAAUAAUAAUUCUAGUGUGGAAGGAGAGAGAAGGUCCAUCACUCUCAAAAGGCAAAAUAGUAAUAAUAAUAAUAACAAGGAUGAUGAAAAUAUAUCAAAUUCAAUUUCAUUGGAUAGGAUUGUUGAUAAUGAUACUCAUCAUGGUCAUCAUCAUCAUGUAGAUUUUCAUAUUGAUGAUGAUACACAUCAUCAUUUUGAAAAUCCCUUGCUCAUGAUGAGUAAGAUGAAUUCAAUGCCGAGUAUUGAGAGCAAUCUUUCGAGGGUAGCUUCAUCAGUACCUCUCAAUGCUGGAUAUCAUUCCGACAUCGAUUCUGUGGAGGAACCACACAAAACAAGCCAUCCUGCUCAAUUCUUUGAUCAACAAUGUUUUAUGGAAUGGAAGAGUAUCACCUUUCCGAUGGGAUCUCCAAAGCCAAUUUUGAAGAAUAUUAAUGGCUUUGUUGCUCCAGGUAAAUUGACUGCAAUUUUAGGACCUAUGGGAAGUGGAAAAUCGACACUACUGAGAAUUUUAUCUGGACGAGGAGCUAGGAUUUAUAGUGGAGAUAUUUAUAUUAAUGGACAACUUGCAAUGAAUAGUGAGAAACAGUUCAUUCGUAUUGACUCUGGUCGAUUCAAAUCCCUAGUUUCCUUUGUGGCUAAAGAUUUUACACCUUCUAACAUGUCUCUAACUGUUAAGGAAAUUUUACAAUUUGCUGUGAGACUGAAAUUGCCAUCCAAAUCUCAAAAUCCACUUUGGACAACAAGAGACGAUCGUCUGGCAUUACUAUUAUCGAGUUAUGGAUUGAGAGGUAAGGAACAUAGUCUUUAUUCUUCUCUCUCCUCUGGAGAAAAGAGAAGACUUACUAUUGCCGUGCAGAAUGUUCUCUUCCAUAGAAUUGUCUUGUUGGAAUAUCCUACAGAGUUUAUGGAAUUUGGUGAAUCAUUCCUAUUAUUGAAAAGAAUGAAAAAAUUGGCUGAUUUGGGAGUUUCUAUUGUUGUAUGUUUGCACAAACCUUCAGUGCAAGAGAUUGAAAUUUUUGAUUACGUAUCAAUUUUGAAUAAGGGAAGACAAUUAUAUUUUGGUAGACCUACAGAGAUUGUCACCUAUUUUAAUACAAUUGGAGUGAGAUUUCCUCAUGAUAGACAAAACACAAUAGCAGCUGUUUUGGAGCUAUUGCUGCUGAGUGACAUGUACAAUUCGAACAAUGAGGAUGAUAAAAAGUAUGCAAUCAGACACAUGACCGAAACCGAGCUAAAGAGGGUCGACACUCUCGAUAAGGAGUAUGAAGAAAAGCUGGAUGAAUAUUACAUCCCUCAAAAACAUAGGGAAGAAUUGCCAUACUUACAAAAUACCAUAGAAUCCAUUCAAACAGAAAAGUACUAUUCGAACUAUUGGUUUUCAAUACUGAUUCUGUUACAAAGAAUUUACACUGUCAAGUUUAGAAAUUGGAAGACUGAAAUAUUGUCACCAUUAUUGGAAAAGGUUAUUAUUUCAGUAGUAAUUGGAAUUCUCUUCCUUCAAAUCGAUCCAACUAAUAUGAGUAUGAAGGGUAAAAUAUUCUCCUUCUUGAAUUUGAAUAUUUCGCUCACUUUUGGUCUUGGAUUGAAAACACUUGUUGGACAAAUACCCAACCUAAUGCAGGAACGAAAUUCGACCAGCUAUCGGGUUAGUGCAUUUUUUAUUGCAAAAUCUAUUGAGGAUACUAUUGAUUUUACCGUUUAUCCAACAGUAUUUGGAAUUAUAGUUUAUUUCAUGUGUGGAUUGGACUAUGAUCCAGGAAGAGUUUUCAGUUUCAUCCUGAUUUUUGCUCUGUUCAAUUUGACUUCAAUGAGUGUUGCUCAAGCUCUCGUCUCUCUAAUUCCUGUCCCUUCAUUCUUGAACUUUAUUUCACCUGUAAUCAGUUUGGUAUUUAUUCUCCUCUCUUCUGCUUAUGGUAUUACUAAGACUGAUUAUAUAACUUGGAUGGGAUACUUCUCGUACCUGUAUUACGCUUUCAGAGCAUUGGCAAUCAAUGAAUUCAAAGGAGAUAUCAUUGACAUUCCACCAAAUCAGAAUGGAACAAUUAUCAUUCCAUCAGGUCAAUACACCAAUGGCACUCUCUUCUUGGAAAAGGCAUAUGGAAUUACUGAACCAUACUACAUGAUGUGGAUUUAUACAGCCAUUCUCUUCUUGUACUUUAUUUUUUGUAAGAUAUUGGCAUAUAUUGGAUUGAGAUUUGUCUAUGGAAAGAAAUCACCCAAGAGAACAUUGAAGAAUAUUCUCUCCCAUUUCAAGACUUGUUGUAAAAAAUAA
Molecule: messenger RNA, 2796 nt
Organism: Naegleria gruberi
Lineage: Eukaryota; Heterolobosea; Eutetramitea; Acrasida; Naegleriidae
Exons: 2
Coding region: 1-2796 (931 amino acids)
Cellular component (GO): membrane
Molecular function (GO): ATP binding; ABC-type transporter activity; ATP hydrolysis activity
Source: RefSeq, a predicted model, not a curated record